Molecule: messenger RNA, 2299 nt
Organism: Myripristis murdjan (pinecone soldierfish)
Lineage: Eukaryota; Metazoa; Chordata; Actinopteri; Holocentriformes; Holocentridae
Product: zinc finger protein 235-like
Exons: 2
Coding region: 35-1834 (599 amino acids)
Biological process (GO): embryo development; regulation of transcription by RNA polymerase II
Cellular component (GO): nucleus
Molecular function (GO): RNA polymerase II transcription regulatory region sequence-specific DNA binding; DNA-binding transcription factor activity, RNA polymerase II-specific
Source: RefSeq, a predicted model, not a curated record
CCGCUUUGGCCGGACGUGCAAACUCUGUCCCGGCAUGCACCUUUUUGUGUUUAUACUAGAGUCAGGCAGAUUAGCUUUGCAUUCGUUGAUUUGCAAAAAAAAACUUUUCCAGUGUAAAAUGUCUAAAAAAGAGCUGAUUGAGUCGCUGAGGGCUUUUGUUAACGAGCGAUUAAAUGCGGCGGCCAGGGAGAUUUGCGGUGCGGUAGAAAAAACAAUAGAAGAGUAUGAGGAGCCCAAGGAGCAGGGGCAAAAUGAGAUGCUACAACUCGUCAUUAAACCUGGCUUUAAAAUAGGAAUAGAAGAUUCCCUCCUGGUGAAUGAAGACAAGGAUGCAACACUCCUUCAGCAACAGCAGAGGCCAGAGGUACCACAGGUUAAAGAGGAGGAGGAGCAAAUCCCAACCAGUCAAGGGUUACAGCAGUUAACCGAUGAUAUUGUGAUUUUUACAGUUUCUCCCUCCCUGAGUGUGAAAAGUGAACACGAUCUGGACUUCGCUUCAAACCUUAACCAAAACGUGGAAAAUGGAGGGAAAGUGAGCGUGCUGCAGGUGAACCCUGAGAAAUCUGAUGAAACGAUAAAAGUGGAACUUGGAGAGGAGGAUAGCGAAGACACGCAGCUCGCAGCUGAUUGCCAGCCCGUCUCCUGUGUAGUCUCUGAAGAUGAGAGUGAGGGCAGUGAGGAGCCUGAGAGUGAAACAGAGAGUAAUGACAAAUCACAGUCAGACUCUGAGGAGCUGCAAAAGGAUUUAGAUGGAGGAAAAAUACAAAAAAGGUGCAGGAGAUCUAUGAAGUCCUAUGAGGACAAUGAAGAAUCAGAGUCAGAUUUUGAGACUUUGGAAUCAAAAAGAUCAAAGCGAUCUGUGGAAACCUAUGCAGAAGGUGAAGACUCAGAGUCAGAUGUUGACACUUCAGAGUUGAACAAUGCUGUAACGGCGGAUAGUGCCAAAAGAUCAAUGAAGUCUCAUGUGAAAUCAGUCCGCCAAAGUCACUCUGAUCCCUGUACUUGUAAACUGUGUGGGAAAUCUUUCAGCUAUAAGGCCAAUCUCAUUAAGCAUGCAUCGUGCCAUGCAGAAAACCAGGAGUUCCUUUGUGGCAUUUGUGGGAUGCGUCUGGAUUCCACUGAAAAUUUGAAGUGCCACUUAGAGAGUCACAUAAAAGAGACAAAGACGUGUCCUACUUGCGGAAAGAUCUUCGAAAGGGAAGCUUUACUGAAAGUUCACAUGAGGAUUCACUCGGGAGAAAAGCCGUACAGCUGCAAGGACUGUGGCAGGGGAUUCUACAAGUCCUCAGCUCUCAAUAGCCACAUGAGGAUCCACACAGGCGAGAAGCCGUACAAGUGCAACAUGUGCCUCGAGAAAUUUACCCACAGGACAACCUGCAUUCGGCACAUCAUGGCGGUUCACACAGAUAAGAUGUACAGCUGCAGAGACUGUGGAAAGGAAUUCAGUGACCAGAGAAAGUUGAACUCGCACAUGAAAGCUCACAGGGGCAUGAAACCAUACAGCUGUGACUUUUGUGGCAAAGAAUUCAAAUACGUGGGAAAUUUGGACAUUCACAAGAAAGUCCACACAGCAGAUACUUCAUACAUCUGUGAUCUGUGCGGCAGGGGUUUCUCUCAGUCCAAAGGCCUUCAGCAGCACUUGAAAGCUCACACUGGCCAGAAACCAUACCUUUGCUGUGUUUGCAACAAAGGAUUCAUCAGCAGCGAGAACUUGGACACGCACAUGAGAAUCCACACAGAGGAGAAACUGUACAAGUGCAAUUUUUGCCCAAAAAGAUUUAUCAGCCAGACGAACUGUAAUAUGCACAUGAAGUUUCACAGAGAGACUUCAUGACAAUGUGACUCUGGGCAACUGAAAUCAAUAUGAUAAUCAUUUUAUAAAAAAAAAAAAAAAAAUCACAUUGAUAUAAAUCACAGUUUAUGUUUACAAAACCACCUGCUAAUCAAAGUGAUGUCCAUUCCAGUGAACUGCAUGGAAGCAUUAAACAUGAUGACAAACAGAGCUCUUAAGAUCUUCAUAUUUCAUUUUGACAGUGUUUGAAUAAAAUGCAUUGCUUUUAUAAUAUCAUCAUGUCAUCAUAAUCACCAUCAUAUAAUUUAACUGAAAGAUGAUACAUGAUAAUACUGAAUGUUAAAAUUAUAUUUGUACCAGGGUGGGGGAAUUGGCCCAGGCCACCUGUCCAAGUAUCAUGAGCCACUUAUACAGGGUUAAAAGAUGUUAUAAGGUUUUGAGUUUGGAUCUGACUUUAUGCUUUGAGUGGUUAAAAAAAAAAAAAAAAAAAAACAUUCUCACUCUUCC